AUGAGUGCCAAGGAACCCCCAGCACCAAGAUCGCGAAGUCCAACCUACUCGUUGGCUUCCAUCGAUUCGCUGGUUGAUGGCACCGCAAACCACAAUAUAAAUGAAGAUGGUCCACUUGGGCUUGAACAAGACAUAGAAGCACAAAAGGAACGUCACUACACGGCCUCGAACGAUGCUUUGGCCAGUCGCAUUCAAUCAGCACUUUCAACAAAGAGCAAAAGAGUGCCAGUAAAACAACGACGAGGUCUCUUGAGCUGGAUUACCGUCAUUCCAGAAUACGAAGAUGCUCGUGAUUAUCCUGACAACUUGAAGGCGGUGCUCGUGUUCAUAAUAGCUUUUGUGGCCACCACAGGUCCUAUGGGCACAUCAAUCUUAAUGCCGGCCAUUGACGAUGUCGUGAAAGACUUGGAAACCUCGGUUGCAAUCGUAAAUGUGUCGGUUGGUGUGUAUUUAUUGGCACUAGGGAUCUUUCCCAUGUGGUGGUCGACGUUCAGUGAAAGAUUUGGCAGACGGAGUAUCUACAUUAUCUCGUUUACCCUUUUUUGCUGCUUCUCUAUUGGCGCUGCCCUAUCUCCAACCGUCCAGGUAUUGAUCGGUUUUAGAGUGUUGUGUGGCAUGGCGUCGUCCUCGGUCCAGGCAGUGGGUGCUGGAACGGUAGGCGACUUGUACUCGCAACAUGAACGAGGCAGAGCCAUGGGGGUGUUUUAUUUGGGCCCAUUAAUGGGACCAUUUCUCGCACCUAUUUUGGGAGGUGCCGUGGCCCAAGCAUGGGGCUGGCGAGCCACCCAGUGGUUAUUGGUGAUCUUCUCUGGUUGCAGUGCCGUAUUUGUCAUCUUUGGCUUGCCUGAAACCCUCCGAACUCAAGACUCUCUUACGGCAGUUCGAGACAUGCUCGCCAAGCGUAACGAAGAAGAAACUUCAACUGACCAAGAAAUCGAAACAGGAAUUCCUGCCAACAUCACAAACACUCCAGGAAACCAUGAUGUCGUCGAUAAGCAGCUUCUGAGAAAUAUUUCACGAAUGUCGGAAGAACUCUCUCGACACCAGUCGCUCAAUGUUGACCAUGACGCAUUCGACGAUGCUGUAACCGACACAGUCAUGCCCACAUUAACAAGACUCACGACUAGCAGGUCAACUUAUUCACGAAGAAUAGCCCAGGAAGUGUACCAGGAUAAACUCGAAAGAAUCAGCAACACACAUAACAACAGCAUUGCCCUGCCAGACCAUGAGAAAAUGACAUGGAAAGACGUUCAAACCGCUACCUAUGAUGUUCUUAUACGUCCUCUUCAUGCUCUUGUGCUUCUCACUUAUCCGCCUGUCUUUCUUGUCAUCACCUAUUCAGCAAUUUCUUUCGCUGUGGUAUACUUCUUCAACAUGACAAUCACCUACGAAUACGGUAGGCCGCCUUACAACUUUUCCACCAUUAUAGUGGGACUCAUGUAUAUUCCCAACUCGGUAACAUACGUUAUGGCUUCUAUAAUUGGAGGAAGAUGGAACGACAAGUUGUUGAGAGACUAUGCAGACAAGCACGAUGGUGAAUUGGUUCCUGAGUCUCGUAUAUCUUGGAAUGUUGUGGUUGCAGUGGUACUCUUUUUCCCAGCUUGUCUUAUCUUUGGCUGGUGUCUCAGAUAUGGUGAACAUUGGGUGACACCUUUAAUAGGUACUGCCAUUUUUGGGUUUGCUUCAAUGUUAAUUAUCGGAACAACAGUUACAUAUUUGGUCGACACUUUACCAGGAAAAGGUGCAACUGGGGUUGCACUAAACAAUUUGUGCAGACAAAUCCUCGCUGCCAUAGCCACAUUUGUAGUGGAACCAGCACUUAGCACUAUUGGACCGGGCAUCUUAUUGAGUAUUCUCUUGGGCAUCAUGACACUUGCAGCAGUAACACUCGUGUACCUCAAAAGAAACGGACAAUAUUUUCGAGAACAUUACGAAUUGGCAAAGUAUUAUGACAAACUAUAG
Messenger RNA from Meyerozyma guilliermondii ATCC 6260, 1962 nucleotides. RefSeq names its product Qdr3p (gene QDR3). The record is from RefSeq and is a predicted model, not a curated record. Bases 1 to 1962 code for a protein of 653 amino acids. Lineage: Eukaryota; Fungi; Ascomycota; Pichiomycetes; Serinales; Debaryomycetaceae. Gene Ontology annotation, molecular function: polyamine transmembrane transporter activity. The transcript has a single exon. Gene Ontology annotation, biological process: transmembrane transport; intracellular polyamine homeostasis.